AUGCAAGGAACUAGGUUGGUAACCAAUAUCGCAAACAUAGAACCGUCUUUAGCCUCGCAGUUAAUAGAAAACUUGACUUAUCUAUUUGACCCGCCAGAGCUUCAACCACCAUUUAUUGGUCCAUUAGGCCGUAAUACUGAUACUGAAUCUGAACAAAGUCUAGAUUCGAAUUUUAUUUUCCAAGUUACAGGCUCUCAACCGACACUUUUAGGUGUUGGGUCUCUUAAUCAACAACAAGCGGCUUUUGAAGCUAAUAAUGAAGAAGAAGAAAGCCCACGACCGCCACAAGCACGAACUUCGGUCAUCGAUGCUUUGCCACUUGUAAGUCUAACUCCAUCUCAUUUGGUUAACGACUCUCAUUGCCCGGUUUGCAAAGACGAGUUUGAGGUUGGAGGAGAAGUAAAGGAACUACCUUGUAAGCAUUUCUAUCAUUCUGAUUGUAUCAUCCCAUGGUUAAGCAUCCAUGAUACAUGCCCGGUUUGUCGUUAUAAGAUACAAGGCCUCUCAAACAACAACGAACAGGAACAUUAUGAAGACGCGUUUCCAAGACGAGAUUUUGAAAACAAUAUCAACAUGAAUCGCGGAUAG
Molecule: messenger RNA, 588 nt
Organism: Helianthus annuus (common sunflower)
Lineage: Eukaryota; Viridiplantae; Streptophyta; Magnoliopsida; Asterales; Asteraceae
Product: E3 ubiquitin-protein ligase RZF1-like
Exons: 2
Coding region: 1-588 (195 amino acids)
Biological process (GO): protein ubiquitination
Cellular component (GO): cytoplasm
Molecular function (GO): ubiquitin protein ligase activity
Source: RefSeq, a predicted model, not a curated record